GAGUUUCAGUUUGUGUUUGUCUUCCGACGUCAAGAUUCUAUUGUUAACUACGUCCGAUUCAGGAACCCCUCAUUCGAUGAUGGCAGCUCAAAGUGUACUCGUUACAGGUGCUAGUGGAUACAUUGGUUCUCAUUGUAUUGUAACGUUGUUGGAAGCUGGUUAUGAAGUUGUAGCUUUGGAUAAUUUUACAAAUUCCGUCCAUGGCAUGAAAAAUGAAUCAAUAGCAUUAGAACGUGUUGAAGAAAUCACAGGAAAAAAAAUUUCAUUUUACAAAUGCGAUUUAUUGGAUGUCGAACGAUUAAGUGAAAUUUUCAUCAAUCAUAAAAUCACAUCAGUAAUUCAUUUUGCUGCUAUGAAAGCUGUUGGGGAAUCCAUGCAGUUUCCACUUUUAUAUUAUAAAAACAAUUUGAUUGGAAUGAUUAAUUUGUUGGAGCUGAUGAAAGCACAUGAAAUAUUCAAUUUGGUGUUCAGCAGUUCGUGUACGGUAUAUGGUGAACCUGAAAAGCUGCCGAUAACAGAGGAAAAUGAAACAGGAAAGAAUGUCACCAAUGUCUAUGGCAGAACAAAAUAUUUUGUGGAAGAAAUGUUGAGAGAUUUGUCAACAGCUGAUGAAAGAUGGAAUAUCAUUGCGUUAAGAUAUUUUAACCCUGUUGGUGCCCACCGUUCGGGUCGGAUUGGCGAAGACCCAACUAAACCUUUCACAAAUUUGAUGCCAUUUAUAAGUCAGGUCGCAAUCGGAAAGAAAGACGUUUUAACAAUAUUCGGUGAUGAUUAUAGCACACCAGAUGGGACCGGCAUUCGUGAUUACAUUCAUGUGAUGGACUUAGCUACGGGUCAUGUCGCCGCUAUGAAGAAACUUGAAAAAGGCAAAUUGGGAAUUAAAUUCUAUAAUUUGGGAACUGGGGCUGGUGUGAGUGUGAUGUCUCUGAUAAAAACAUUUGAAGCAGUUAAUAAUGUCAAAGUUCCCUUCGUCAUUCAACCUCGACGUCAAGGUGACAUUUCUACAAUGUUUGCAGACCCAAAGCUCGCUGAAUCUGAACUUGGUUGGAAAGCUGUUUAUACUCUUGAGGAAAUGUGUUCCGAUUUCUGGCGAUGGCAGACAAUGAAUCCCAAUGGUUACAAAACGGAAUCACACACAAACGGUCAUUAA
Molecule: messenger RNA, 1150 nt
Organism: Clunio marinus
Lineage: Eukaryota; Metazoa; Arthropoda; Insecta; Diptera; Chironomidae
Source: the annotation of a GenBank genome assembly